This is a messenger RNA of Wasmannia auropunctata (little fire ant), 4796 nucleotides long. Its product is annotated as Down syndrome cell adhesion molecule-like protein Dscam2. Gene Ontology annotation, biological process: cell-cell adhesion. Lineage: Eukaryota; Metazoa; Arthropoda; Insecta; Hymenoptera; Formicidae. Bases 1 to 4722 code for a protein of 1573 amino acids. The transcript is spliced from 20 exons. Gene Ontology annotation, molecular function: protein binding. The record is from RefSeq and is a predicted model, not a curated record.
AUGGUCUUCAACUCGGAGAGGAUACACGCGCGCGCCGGCGUCCUGGUGCUGCAGCCGGCCCGGGUCGAGGACGCCGGCAGAUACGUCUGCCACGCGAACAAUACCGCCGGCUCCGAGCGGGUCGAGCUGGAAGUCACUAUCAUAAGCAGCCUCUCCAUCCAUCUGGCGCCUCAACAGGUGACCGUGGACCUGGGGAAGGACGCGGAAUUUCAAUGCUCCGUCACCGGCCAGCCGCAUCCGGUGAUCACGUGGGCGAAGGACGGCCUGCCCGUGCGGGAGGGUUCGUCCGGUAGAAGCAAAGUCACGGGUAACGACGGCUCGGCGUUGCGUAUAUCUUCCAUCGUGAGAGACGACAAGGGGAUGUACCAGUGCUUCGCCAAGAACGACUAUGAGAUGGUGCAGGCCACGGCCGAGUUACGUUUGGGAGACGCCGCGCCUCAACUUCUGUACAAGUUCAUCGAGCAGACGAUGCAGCCGGGUCCCUCGGUGUCGCUCAAGUGCAUCGCGAUGGGCAACCCUACGCCGCACUUCUCCUGGACGCUGGACGGGUUUCCUCUUCCGCAAAACGACAGAUUCAUGAUAGGCCAGUACGUGACGGUGCACGGCGACGUGAUAUCCCACGUGAACAUAAGCGCCGUGCGGGUGGAGGACGGCGGCGAGUACAGGUGCUCGGCGGUGAACCGCGUCGCAAGGGCGCAUCACGCCGCGCGGCUCAAUAUUUACGGGCUGCCGCAUGUGCGGGCGAUGGGGAACUACGCCGCCGUGGCCGGCGAGACGACCGUCAUCAAGUGCCCCGUCGCGGGCUUCCCGAUCGCCAGCAUUACCUGGGAGAAAGAUGGUCAAAUCUUACCGACCAGCCGACGUCAGGAGGUGUCGGCGAACGGCACGCUGGUGCUGCAUCGGGUCGACAGCAGCACCGACCGCGGCGCAUACACGUGCACCGCGAAGAACAAGCAGGGUCGCUCCGACUCGCAGACCAUUCACAUAGAAGUCAAAGUACCGCCUAAAAUCGAUCCGUUUAGCUUUCCCGACAAUAUCCAGGCAGGCGCGCGGGUGCAUGUGACCUGCGCGGUCAGCGAGGGCGAUUCACCCCUGAAGAUCACCUGGCUGAAGGACGGCAGGCCGUUGAAGCCGCGGGAGGCCACCACGCACCAGAUCGGCGAGUUCGAUCUCGCGUUGAGGAUACAGAGCGCGUCGACCGCGCAUAACGGCAACUAUACUUGCGUGGCGAGCAACGAUGCCGCCAAGACGUCCCGCACGGCGUCCCUCCUGGUCCAUGUGCCGCCACGAUGGGUGGUGGAGCCGCAGGACGCCCGCGCGUCGGAGGGAAUGCCCCGAUUGAGCUUGCAUUGUCACGCCGACGGGUUCCCGCCGCCGUUGGUCACGUGGCGGCGCGGCAGCGGCAAGAAGCCCGGCAAUUAUCACGACAUAGCCAGCCACGAGCACAUGCAGGACCUGAGGAUACACUCCAACGGCUCGCUGGUGUUCGGCCGGGUCCAGGAAGAUCACGAGGGCUUCUACCUGUGCGAGGCCGUGAACGGCAUCGGUGCCGGCCUCAGUAAAGUCGUUUAUCUCACCGUCAACGUUCCCGCGCAUUUCGUGGAGAAGCAUCGCAAUCAGACCGCGAGGCUGGGCUCGAACGCCUCGCUGCGCUGCGAGGCGAAGGGCGACCAUCCUUUGAAGAUAGUCUGGAAGAAAGCCGGCUCCCAGUUGGACCCCAAGCUCCCCGACUAUCGUUACACCCUGAAGGAGGACAACACCACCGACGGGGCCGUCAGCGUUCUCGGCUUCGUCAGCACCAGCCGCGAGGACAGCGGACGGUACUUUUGCAUCGCGUCCAACGCCUACGGCCGCGACGAGAUGACGGUUCACCUUUACAUUCAAGAGCCUCCAGACUUUCCACGAAAUCUUCACGUGAUCGAGAAAGGCAGUCGUCACAUUAAUCUGGGCUGGACGACCAGUCAAGACGGGAACAGUCCGAUUACACAAUACAUAAUCGAGUACAAAACCGAAUCAGAAGUAUGGCACGACCACACGUUCCACACGACGGUACCGGGGACACGUGCGCGCGGCCACGUGAGCGGUUUGCGUCCAGCGGUCACUUACCAGUUCCGGAUGUACGCGGACAACGAACUGGGUCGGAGUCAAGCGAGCGACAUUUUAGAGACGACCACCGAGGGGGAGAAGCCGGGCGGACCGCCGCGAAAUCUCAAAGUAGACCCCAUCAGCUCGACCGAGUUCAACGUCACCUGGGAUCCGCCCGAUCAUGAUUUAUGGAACGGCGAGAUACUCGGUUAUCAUGUCGGCUACAAGGAACACAGGUUGGGGGCGGAGCAGUACACGUAUAAAACCGUGGAAAGACGGAUCUCGACGGCGAGCGUCGCUCUGGGUUUGGCAAGAACGUCCAUGCCCGGACGCCAGCAUCAUUUGACGAACUUGAAGAAGUUCACGCGUUACAGCGUGGUCGUUCAAGCGUUCAACGCCCUCGGACCCGGUCCCAUGACGCAGGAAGUUGUGGCGUCGACUCUCGAGGAUGUCCCGAGCAGCCCUCCACAGGACGUGCGUUGCACCGCGCUCACGUCGACGUCCUUACAAGUCUCCUGGGAGUCCCCGCCCGACUCCAGCCUGAACGGGAUCCUGAAGGGCUACAAGGUCAUGUACGAGAACAUGGACGCGCUGACGGAGUCCGUCAAGCCGGAGAUGAAGAUCACCACCUCGCUGACGGCGGUGCUGCACAAUCUGGAGAAGUACACCAAUUACUCGAUCCAGGUCCUGGCGUACACCAGAACCGGCGACGGCGUCGCCUCGUCGCCCCUCUAUUGCGUGACCGAGGAGGACCUGCCGCAGGUGCCGGCCGGCGUCAAGGCGGUCGUCAGCUCGGCGACAUCCAUCAUCGUCUCCUGGCAGCCACCCCUGAAGAGCAACGGCAACAUCACCUCCUACAACGUGCACAUUCGCGGGCUGGGGUCGGAGGGCAAGUGGCACAGGCGUGCCCUGCCGCCGUAUCAGACCAGCUAUCAGGCCGAGGAUCUGCACAAAAGGAGCCAGUACGAAUUCACGAUCGCGGCGGUCACCUCGGUCGGCGAGGGCCCGCAAACCCCGUCCGUCACGGUCUCGCCCUCCAGCGAAGUUCGCGCCGCCAUUUAUUCGUUCGGCACCACGCUUGUCGUGCCGUGGAAGCAAGAUGUGACGUUACCCUGUCAAAGUGUGGGCAAGCCCGAGCCGUCGGUUAUCUGGAAGCAGUGGGGUCAGAUAGUCAAGCCAUCCGCCAGGGUGUCCCUCCAUCCCGACGGAUCCCUGCAGAUCACCGAGCUUCACAGGGAGGACAGCGGAAAUUACACUUGCUUCGUGGAGAAUCGCCACGGCUCCGAUCAAAUAACUCAUCGUUUAACCGUACAAGUCCCACCUGCGGCGCCGUUGUUACACGCGACUAGCUCCAGCAGCAAUUCGAUCAACGUGCAAUGGAAGAACGGCGACGACGGCGGUUCGCCGAUCCGUGGCUACGUACUGCACUACAAGCGGUCCGGCGAGUGGGAGGAGUUCAAGGUGUCGCACAAGGUGAGCAGUUUCGUCCUGUCGCGGCUCUGGUGUGGCAACGACUAUCAGAUGUACCUGACGGCGUACAAUCGCAUCGGCAUGGGCCGGCCCAGCGACAUCGUCAAGGCGACCACAAAGGGCUCGAAGCCGAGCGACUCGCCCGGAACCGUCGACAAGUUCGUCACGGUCAACGUCUCGUGGAUCACCCUGCAUCUCAGCAUGUGGAACGACGGAGGGUGCCCCAUAACUUUCUUCGAGCUGGAGUACAGAAAGAGUGGCGAGGACAUCUGGACGCUGGUCUCGAAUAACAUAGAGGUGCAAAAAACGUAUACCGUCAGCGAACUGCAGCCGGGGACCGCUUAUGACAUCCGCAUAAGGGCACACAACAAUGCCGGCUCGUCGGUGGCCGAAUACAAGAUAACGACGCUGCAGCCGCAUAUUAGCACGACCAUGUCCGCUAUCGAGAUCGAUCAUUACAUUCCCCAGCACACCUCUGUAUAUUCGGACAUGAAGCUCAUCGUACCUCUGGUGCUAAGUUCGUUCGCGGUCAUCGCCGCAGCCGGUGCCGUCUUUUACUGCUUUCGCAAACGUCCAUUUAUGGGCGACAUCGGGAGCUUGCAUGACGCGCAAACCGCGGCCGCCCUAGACAAUAAGCAGAACAUGGAGCAGCGCGAGCAGUAUUACGCCACCGUGCGUAAGCCGCUACGCUCUCCGAUCCACGAGAUGGCCACGCUCGAGAAAAUACCAGAGUAUUCGGAAGAUAUCUACCCGUACGCCACGUUCCAGCUGGAGGAAAGCGUUCCUGCAGGAGGCGACAGCCGCUGCAAUUCUGCCGCGCCUCUUCAGACCUUUGUCUAUCACGACCCUCGUCUCUCAGCUGCCGAUACCCUUCAGUUACGAGAGACUUCCUGUACCAUGGACCAGAAUCUAGCACGUCUACAGAACCCUCACCGAUUUUUGAGAGAAAAUCGUUUCCUGGAAGGGGAAGACCCAAGAUGUUACAGCUGGCGCGUUAUACCAGCGAGGAGGCCCGUGCCAACUUCGGGCCAAUCCCCGGGCUUGGCCAUCCCAAGCACCAGUCGGGCAAUCCCUGUGCCAAUCGGGACCAGGAGCGUGACGGAUCAGGAAACCUGUUCGUCCCCAAGCUGGACCCACCCUCGGGGUUCUCCGACGCGUUUGAGCUAAGCGAGGCCGAGUGCGACUUCGAUCGCGGUCACAACAGCCAACGAAACGUCCGUGACUUCGUAAUCGCGGUGUAA